Penicillium bovifimosum is the source of this 1596-nucleotide messenger RNA. RefSeq names its product putative GABA permease. The coding region runs from base 1 to 1596 and encodes 531 amino acids. The transcript is spliced from 8 exons. Gene Ontology annotation, biological process: transmembrane transport. Gene Ontology annotation, molecular function: transmembrane transporter activity. NCBI's taxonomy places the organism in Eukaryota, Fungi, Ascomycota, Eurotiomycetes, Eurotiales, Aspergillaceae. Gene Ontology annotation, cellular component: membrane. The record is from RefSeq and is a predicted model, not a curated record.
AUGGCUUCUUAUCCAAUGAAGCAGUCAAGCACGGUAGGUAUGCACGAGAUCAAUAGCCCCACGAGCGCUGAGCUCGACGAUGCCAACCUGGUACGCAUGGGGAAGCGGCCAGUCCUGAAGCGAAACUUCGGAUUGAUGUCGAUAUUGGGGUUUAGUUGUACCAUCCUAAUUACUUGGGAGGGAAUCGUUGUUCUGUUUCUUCAAGCAUAUUCGAAUGGCGGCCCUGCUGGCGCGGUCUAUGGUUUUAUCUUCGUCUGGAUCGGAGUUGCGUCGACUUUCGUCGUUCUUUCAGAGUUGGCUUCGAUGGCUCCAACCUCUGGCGGUCAAUAUCACUGGUGUUCGAUGCUCGCCCCACGAUCUGUAAUGAAAAUAUUCAGCUACAUAACGGGUUGGCUUACUGUUAUCGGAUGGCAAGCAACAUACGCAACUUCGUGCUUUUUAUGCGGAACCCUUAUCCAGGGAUUGAUCGUUCUCACCCAGAGCAGCUACGAGCCGAAGAAUUGGCAUACGACACUACUGUUCUGGGCUGUUGCAUUGUUUUCAGUUGGCAUCAACUCGGUCGGCGGCAAACUUCUCCCGCGGUUCGAGGGAUUCAUUCUCAUCCUUCACGUUCUGGGAUUCUUUGCCAUUCUGAUUCCUCUGACUUACAUGGCGGACCAUGGAUCAGCGCAUGAAGUUUUCACACAGUUUUUGAAUCUGGGCGAGUUCCCCUCUCAAGGUCUUUCGUUCUUCGUUGGCAUGGUUGGUUGCGUAUUCGCCUUUGCCGGUGGUGAUGCCGCAGUCCACAUGUCCGAGGAAAUCACCAAUGCGGCAACGGCCGUUCCGACAUCAAUCAUGCUCAGCGUCUUGAUCAAUGGAUCUCUAGGCUUUGGCAUGCUUCUGGCCAUGCUUUUCUGUCUCGGGGAUGUUGGAGCCGCACUCGAGUCGCCCACUGGGUAUCCUUUUAUGGCGAUUUUCUUGCAGGCCACAGGAUCUGUGGCUGGAACCGCAGUGAUGAGCUCUAUCGUCACCACUAUGGGUAUUACUACCUCUGUUGGUAUGCUGGCUUCUGCAUCACGCCAGUUUUGGUCUUUCGCUCGGGACCGAGGUAUUCCGGGUUGGCGACUUUGGAGCCAGGUUCACGGAGGCACCGCUGUACCUAUCUACUCGGUCCUUCUUACAACUUGCGUUGCCUGCCUCCUAGCUCUCAUCCCAAUCGGAUCGUCCGUCGCCUUCAAUGAUCUUGUCGCGAUGUCGAUUUCUGGUCUUUAUCUUUCAUACAUGGUUGUCGCCGGUCUACUUCUCUGGCGACGCUGCACUGGUGGUAUCAGCAAUGGCCGAAGCAGCGAUUCCGCCGUCGUCAACACUGUCGGUGCAAAGCUUGUGUGGGGUCCAUUCCACCUGCCAGGCAUCUGGGGCAUUUUGGUCAAUACCUUUGCGCUCAUCUACAUGACUAUUGCCGUCUUCUUCAGUUUCUGGCCUCCAUCUUGGGUUGUCACUGUUCAGACUAUGAACUUCAGCGUUGUCGGAACGGUUGGUGUGAUUUUCCUCAGCCUCGUUUACUAUGCUAUUCGCGCUAGAAAGGUGUACGAUGGCCCUAUCGUGGAAAUUGAGUAG